Aspergillus welwitschiae is the source of this 364-nucleotide messenger RNA. RefSeq lists its product as uncharacterized. NCBI's taxonomy places the organism in Eukaryota, Fungi, Ascomycota, Eurotiomycetes, Eurotiales, Aspergillaceae. The coding region runs from base 18 to 239 and encodes 73 amino acids. The record is from RefSeq and is a predicted model, not a curated record. The transcript has a single exon.
UGUGUGUGUGUGUGUGUAUGUGUGGGAAGACGAGCAGACUUGAUCGACUGGGUGCUCGCACGCCACCCUGCCUGCGUGGUUGUCUCUCAGCCAGUGGUUUGAAUGGCCAUCUGCAGGAAUCCCUGUCCUUCGGCCUCAUCCUGGUCGCUUCUUCUUCUUCUACUUCUGCUCUGUGCAACAAAGGAGUGGGCUGCGCUUGCUUGCAUGACCUUUACCCGUUUGGAGGCAUUUUGUCGUGAUUAACUUCUGGGCUUGGGUUUGACGGGCAGAAGAGUGAAAUUAUGCCAGCUUUAUGGGAUUAUGUCAUGGAUUACGGAUUAUGGAUUAUGAAUUAUGGAUUAGUUAGUACGAAAGUAGAGUCCCU